This is a messenger RNA of Dictyostelium purpureum, 2847 nucleotides long. RefSeq lists its product as uncharacterized. The transcript is spliced from 4 exons. Gene Ontology annotation, biological process: malate transport. The record is from RefSeq and is a predicted model, not a curated record. NCBI's taxonomy places the organism in Eukaryota, Evosea, Eumycetozoa, Dictyosteliales, Dictyosteliaceae. The annotation marks the transcript as partial.
UCAUUUAAAUUAUUUGUAGAAAGAAAUAUAAAUGAAAAGGAUAAUUUUUAUAGACUGCUGUUCUUUCCGUUAGUGUAUGGUGUGGCAUAUUCAAUUAGUAGCAUAUUUGUAGUAUUAAAGGUUUUCGAAAAUUUUUUUAGACCAUUCGAUAUAUACUGGUCUAUAAAUUUUGCGCAUUGGGCAGUAGAAAGCUCACAUAAUUUUUAUACAAUAUUUAAAAACUCACUUAGAAUAGCAGCAAGUAUUACCAUUGGCGCCAUUGUAUCAUAUAUAUCGUUGUCAAUGGUUGGGAGGUCAGUAUGGCCAAAUUGCUUUAUUUUCUUAGUGUAUACCUUUCUUGCUACUGAUUAUUACUCUCCAAUUGUCCAUCUCAAAUUUGUUCUCGCUUCAUUUAUCUCUAUUGGCACAUGCACUCUUACUUGCAUUAUAUUCAGGAUGAAUUUUGGCUCUGGUUUAUUUAUCAAAACUACAGUUAAUAUUUUCGAUGAAAUUAGGUCAUAUAUUAGGUUAUCACAAAAGCAAAUCAAUUUAAUAAUGCACAUAAAUAACGAUUUUUAUAUAAUACAUAAACAUUAUAAAAACAAACUGGAUUUUCACUACUAUGAAUAUUCAAACCAAUUAAAUCAACUCAAUCUAUAUUUAAAUGAUUCAAGAAAAGAAUGUUUUGGAAUGGAAAAUUUAGUGUACCACUAUGAAAAAAUACAGAUUUUAUUGGAAAGAAAUCAUAAAAAACUAUAUGCUAUCGGCUUUGGUUUAAGACAAGACUGUACAUUGAGUGUAUCAAGCAAAUUACUCCCUAUUUUGCCAUUACUAAAUCAAUUGAUUUCAGAGACUGAAAAUAUAUUCAAUACAAUGGAAAAACAGCUACAAAAGAAAUAUGCUCAUUCCGAUAAUCACACCUACAGAAAAUGGUUUAAAGAACAGCACGAAAAGCAUAUUAACAACCCAGAAGAAUAUGAAAAAGAAUGUGAUAAAAUAGAUCUUCGUGAUAGCAAUAUACCUUUUAAAGUAAAUCAACUAGAGAUAGUAUUAAAUAUCAGCGACAAAUCAAAUUUUAAACCAAACUCUUUGGAGUGGCAACAAAAUGAAAUAAACAAAGCAUUUAACAGAAUUGAAAAAAUUAUUGAAGAAAUGGAACAAACCUUUACAACUAUUUUUUAUGAAAAAACACUAUUCAAUCCACACGAAGACAACUCUUUAUCAAAAAUAUUUUAUUCGAUGGCUGGUUUUAAGUCGUUUUCAUUAGAGCAAAAGUUUUUAUCAAAAGAAGUUUUUUUGGUAUCCUAUCACCUAUCAUUAAAAAGAUUCCGACCAAGAGAAUUUAGGUUUCUUGCAAAUUUUUUUAAAAAUAUAAAACAUUGGUUUUUAAACUUUAAAAAAAAUCGUAGAAUUCAAAGAAAUAGCAUGGAUCAGGAUUUAGCACAUCCAAUUAAUUUAAAUAAAAAGCAAUUGAUAAUUAGCAACUUCAAGGGUUUUGUUAUGAAUAGAAUUUUAUUUAAUUGGUUCUAUUCAUUAAAGUAUUCAUUGGUAAUUGGUAUUUUAUCUGUGGUUAUAUAUGAAAUUCAAAAACAUUCAGACUUUAUACUCUUUGAUAGAUUGGCGUGGCUAUUGGAUACAUUUAUUUUGGUAUGCCAACCUGAUUUAGGUGCUAUUGCUUUUGUUAGCUCUAUGCGUAUCAUUGGCACAAUGAUUGGUGGUUUCAUGGCUUUUGCUUGUGUGGUACUCUGCAAACUGGGUCAAAGUAAUGCUGCAGCUGCAUUUAUAUAUAUUGGUUAUUCCUUUUUUACAAUUACUCUAUGUGCCUUCUUGAUACAAGGUCAACCGUUUGACACAAUGUUACAAAUUAUCAUCUUUACCUAUUCAGUCAUUUCAGUACCUCAGUUUUUCGCAAGACAAGAGGAUAUCAUAUUUGCUCUAUUUAAAAUACUCUAUGUUACACUUGGUGUAAUUUUAGUAUUAAUAGUUGCGAUUAUUGUUCCUUAUUUCGAUUUUAGGCAAUUAGAAAAGAAUUUAUAUCGUAUACCAAAAGCAAUUGUUGAAAUGGUCGAUUUUUUAAUGGAAUAUAGCUUUAAUGAAAAAGAAAUGGUUAAAAUGGAUGAAAAUCAAGAUGAAAGUUUAAUAAAUGCAAAUCCAUUGGAAACAAUUAAUAAUAAUAAUAAUAAUAUUAAUAAUAAUAUUAAUAAUAACAAUAAUAACAAACCAAUUUCAUUUAGAAACUAUAGAAUUUUAAUUGGCAAAAAGUAUAUUAAACUAAGAACCAUAUUUCCAGCUCAAAGAAGAUUAUUAAUAGAUUCAGGUUUUGAAUUAAUAUUUCAAUAUAAAAAAUAUCAGAAAAUUAAUCAUAUUUUAAAGUCAAUUGAAGAACUACAUAAUUUAUUUGGUGCAUUGGAAUUUAUGAUCAUCCAAUCCAAUGAUCAAUCAAAAAUGCGUUCUAUUGGAAGUAGGGUAAAAGACGAAAAUAGAUUAUUAAUGGAUGAUUUGCAACACACAUCAGACUUGCUCUCACAACUGCCACCUGAAAAAGAUAAUAUUGGUUUUACUAAAAGAAUAUCAUCCAAACUACAAUUAUCAGUAACUCAAGAUCAUAGUAUUGAAUUAUGCGACAAAUUAAUUAUCCAUUUAAAUAGAGUUUUAGUUCAAGAUUAUUCAAAACUUUCAGUUUUACAAUUUCACAGAAUCAAUGCAAUUUUAUUCAGUUUGUAUUGUUUUGUUGAUGAAUAUCACAAUGUUUUUAAUAGUCUUGUAUCCUAUAAAAAUAUUAUUGUCAUCAAUAAAUUAAAUAACAAUAAUUAUAGAAACACAAGCAAUGAAAAAGAUCUUAAAGAACAAUUAAAUAUACUAAAUUAA